This is a messenger RNA of Fusarium sp. VM40, 2340 nucleotides long. The record is from the annotation of a GenBank genome assembly. NCBI's taxonomy places the organism in Eukaryota, Fungi, Ascomycota, Sordariomycetes, Hypocreales, Nectriaceae.
AUGGCUGAUCGUGACAACAAGCUCGCUUCGGAAAUCGCGGUUGAACCGUCUGAUCACAGCACGAGAGAGGUAUUAGUUGCAGACGGCGGAAGCGGCUCGCAGGACAACGAGGAGCAGCGCGACCAAGAUGGCGAUCAGAGGCUUAUCAAAGGAGGGGUUGUUAUCCGUGACGGUAACGACGUUGCCAAGUAUGUUGUUAGUCUCCAAGAUGACGGUGAUCCUACUCUCACUUUGAGGUCUUUCAUUAUCGGAACUGGAUUGACGGCGCUUGCGGCUUGUAUUAACCAGAUUUACUUUUACAAGCCAGUUGACGUUUCUUUUGCCUCAGUUUUCCUCUGCCUCAUGGCAUACGUUAUUGGUGUCACAUGGUCUGUUGUCCUUCCUCGACGCCAUCAUGUUGAGAAGUAUCUUCCCUCCCAGGCCAAGUGGCUUGGGCCGAUUAUACAUUUCAUCAACCCGGGCCACUUCGGUCUCAAGGAACACGCCAUAUCCUCCAUUUUAUCCACAUCCAGUGGAAAUGGUGCCGCGAUUGUACAGGUUUUUGGCGCCAAGCGACUUUUUUAUGACCGUGAGACAGACGCUGCUACAGCUAUCUUGACUGUCUGCUCAGCAUCCAUCUUUGGCUAUGGACUGGUCGGGAUUUUACGAUCCGUCAUCAUCCACCCUAGCGAAAUGGUUUGGUGGCAGUGUUUGCCAAUGAUCUCAAUCUACCAGACAUUCCAUCGUGAGCAAAAGGGCAAAAACCAGCCGCGCCUUAAAAUGUUCGGCAUCACGGCCAUUACCAUGUUCAUAUGGGAACCUAUCGCCUCGUACAUCUGGCCUUGGCUUAACGGUAUCUCGAUCCCUUGCCUGGCGUCGAUGAAGGCCUCUCCCCCAACCCGAGGGAUUCUCAUGACCAUUUUUGGAGGCAUCUCUUCGAAUGAAGGCCAGGGACUCUUCAGCUUCUCGCUUGAUUGGCAGUACAUCACCUCACGCUACAUGUCACUUCCUCUUCUACAACAGGCAAACUCGUGGGUCGGUAUUGUUUUGUCUUAUAUCAUGUGCUUUGCACUCUACUACGGCGGUGCAUGGGAUGCCAAGAAGUAUCCGUUCAUGUCGACGGCUAUGUUUGACGCCAAGACGGGUGGUGUAUACAACCAAACUGCCGUCUUUGGUCAGACUGCUAUUUUGAACACUGACGCGCUGAAAGAGCACGGCCUACCACGACUUACAGCUACAAACGUAUGGGCUAACAUGGCUGCCAUGGCUGCGAUCGGUGCUCUGAUUACCCACAUAUCGUUGUUCCAUGGUUCAUUAAUAAAAAGAUCACUCAAGCAAGCCUGGAAGAACACGCAGCCAGACCCGCACUAUCAAGCCAUGGAAAAGAACUACAAACAAGUACCUCUAUGGUGGUACAUAGUCGUCUUGCUGGUUGGUUUUUUCUUAGGCCUCGGUGCAGUCGCUCAAGGUCAGACAACCCUGGACCUGUGGGCCUAUGUGGUCGCCAUUCUCCUAGGAUGCAUUGUCGCACCCUUUUCUCUCUGUCUAUACGGUCUCCUUGGCACCAGCGUUUCAACGAACAACUUGUCUAAAAUGCUGAGCGGCGUACUCCAGCCCGGAAAGCCUAUUGCGAAUUUGUACUUUUCCAUGUUCAGUCAUGAGGUCACGGUUCUCUCAGUCUUUUUGUCAACAGAUUUGAAAAUGGCUCAAUACCUCAAGAUUCCUUGGAGAACCAUGUUUCUCUUACAAACAUGGGGUAGCCUCUUCGGUACCGCACUUAACUACGUUAUAAUGGAUACUAUCACCCGAAACCGUCGUGACAUCCUAUUGGAUCCCAUUGGCAACCAGGUGUGGAGUGGCCAGAAGAUCCAGUCGCUGAACACUACAGCUGUAACAUGGUCUCUUGCCAAAUACAUCUACGGCUUCGGUCCUGAUGGAUAUGGAUGGAUCCCAUUAUCCUUGCUCAUCGGCGCUGCAAUUCCUGUCCUGGUUUGGUUCGUCUCCCGUAGAUACAAGACUGUUGGAGGUUGGGAAGUCCAUAAGCUUAUAGCGCCUGUCAUCUUCCAUAACGCCUCCACAACCACGGCUGGAACAACCUCAGUUCUCUGGUCACAGAUCGCUACUGGCCUAUGGUCGCAGUGGUACAUGCGUUUGCGCAAUCCUACAUGGUUUGGAAAAUACAACUAUAUUGUUGGUGGCGGACUUGAUGCAGGGGCCAAGAUUGCCAUGUUCAUUCUCACCUUUGCCGUGGCCGGCGGCUCUGGGAAUGAGGUCCCAUUUCCUACAUGGUGGGGAAACCCCAAGUCCAGCAGGGAGCAGUAUGCCGACUACUGCGGUACCGGGAUACCAGUUACAAAGUAG